UGAAAAUAUUUUAAAUGAAAAUCAGCUUUGAAAUCGUGAUUUCCACUUUGUAAAUCAUGGCUCAAUCCACUACUAAAAUAUCAUUGAAAGGCAAGUUAAUAGGACAUAAUGGCUGGGUUACUCAAAUUGCGACAAACGCUAUGUACCCUGAUGUUAUCGUUUCAUCAUCUAGAGAUAAAACGCUGAUAACAUGGAAGCUAACGAGGGAUGAUCAACAAUAUGGAUAUCCACAUAGAUCAUUGCACGGGCAUAAUUACUUUGUUUCUGAUGUUGUUUUAUCCACAGAUGGUCAAUUUGCCAUAUCUGGAUCAUGGGAUAAGACGCUUAGAUUAUGGGACCUUGAUUCUGGUGUUACAACUAAACGAUUUGAAGGACAUACAAAAGAUGUCUUAAGUGUUGCAUUUUCAUGUGACAAUCGUCAAAUAAUAUCAGGCUCUAGAGAUCAUACAAUAAAAUUAUGGAAUAUCUUAGGUGCCUGCAAAUAUACAAUUCAGGAUGAAUGUCAUAGUGAUUGGGUAUCUUGUGUAAGAUUUUCACCAUGUGCAGCCAAUCCUGUUAUAGUUUCAGCUGGCUGGGACAAAGUUGUUAAGGUUUGGAAUUUAUCAAAUUGUAAAUUAAAAGUAAACCAUCAUGGGCACACUGGAUAUUUAAAUACUGUGACUGUAUCACCAGAUGGGUCAUUAUGUGCCUCUGGAGGAAAAGAUGGUUUGGCAAUGUUAUGGGAUCUUAAUGAUAAUAAACACUCUUAUACUUUGGAUGCAAAGGAUACUAUAAAUGCAUUAGUAUUUAGCCCUAAUAGAUAUUGGCUAUGUGCUGCAGCAGGUCCUAGUAUUAAAAUUUGGGAUCUUGAAGAAAAAAGAUUGGAAGAAGAUUUGAGACCUGAAGUUAUAUCAUCUACCAAAACAGAUAAACCUCAAAAAGCUCCUCACUGCAUAUCAUUGGCCUGGUCUGCUGAUGGUCAAACUUUAUUUGCUGGGUACACUGAUAAUAUUAUUAGAGUGUGGCAAGUUCAUGGAUAGAGAAUUAAUAUUAUUUAUCAAUUCAUUUUUAUAGUGAAUCAAAAUACAUGUUUUAUAUUAUUUUU
Molecule: messenger RNA, 1084 nt
Organism: Gordionus sp. m RMFG-2023
Lineage: Eukaryota; Metazoa; Nematomorpha; Gordioida; Chordodea; Parachordodidae
Product: small ribosomal subunit protein RACK1-like
Exons: 7
Coding region: 57-1019 (320 amino acids)
Biological process (GO): rescue of stalled cytosolic ribosome; positive regulation of protein phosphorylation
Cellular component (GO): cytosol; nucleus
Molecular function (GO): translation regulator activity; ribosome binding; protein kinase C binding
Source: RefSeq, a predicted model, not a curated record